This is a messenger RNA of Tetrahymena thermophila SB210, 1524 nucleotides long. RefSeq names its product transmembrane amino acid transporter protein. The record is from RefSeq and is a predicted model, not a curated record. Gene Ontology annotation, molecular function: amino acid transmembrane transporter activity. Gene Ontology annotation, biological process: amino acid transmembrane transport. NCBI's taxonomy places the organism in Eukaryota, Ciliophora, Oligohymenophorea, Hymenostomatida, Tetrahymenidae. The transcript is spliced from 4 exons.
AUGAAUAAAAUAUAAAUGACAUUUUCUCUCAUCAAUAUGAUGAUUGGUGAGACAGCUUUAGUACUGCCUGUUUUAUUCAAUUAAGAAGGAUAUAUAUCUUGCAUAGUUGUUCUUAUUCUUUAAGGAUUUAUAUCCUACAAAACUUGUGGCAUAUUGGUUGCAAAUCUAAAGCCAAAAGAAAGCGACGUUUCAGAUACAAUAUAAAGAAUUUUGGGCAUAAAAUGGUGGAAGUUUUUCUAAAUUUUAAGUUCCAUUUAUCUCUACUUAGUUGCAUUGCAGUAUUUCCUGCUUUGCAAUAAUAUGGUUUAUCGUAUGAUCACAUUUUUAAUGCUGGUAAGCGGGAAUGAUAACUUCGCUGCUCCUUCUCAGUUAAGUUACAGCUAGUUUUCUUUACAAUAUUUAGGAUAUAUUUCAGCAAUACCAAUAGGAUUUCUUACAUUCAUAAGAAAAAUGGACAUUUUAGUUAAAAUAUCUGAAUAUGGCAUUUAUUCUAUAUUUUCAUUUGUUAUCUUUAUUUUUACUGUAUUCAUUUCUAAUGUUGCAUCUGGUAGAUUAAGCCAUAGUUCAUCUUCAGUUAAAUUAUGGUCUUUUGAUAUAGGAAAUGUAUCAGGAGCAUCUGCUAUUGGUUAUUCAGUCCAUACUACUAUAGGUCCUGUAAUAAAAUAACAUAAAAAUUAAGAAGAAAACUAUAAAGUCUUAGGCUUUGCCUAUUUUAGUGUAUUUUUGAUUUAUCUAUCAAUAGGCUUAUUUGGAGGAUUAGGGAUUUUAGGAAGGGAUCUCAGAGCUGAAUUCGGAGAAAACAUAAACGAUUACUUUUCAUAGACAGAUAUAUCUAUAUUUAUAGUUCAGAUUCUCUAUUUUAUAAAUCUUAUAACAUGUUUACCUAUGUCAUUCUUUAUAUCUAGAUAAAGACUCUUCCAAUUUUUCUACAGUGAAAGAGAACCUCCAGAAUAACUAUUUAUUGGGUUUAACUUAUUUUAUGUAUUUCUAUGCAUUGUCUUGCAAAAUAUCCCCUCAAUUAAAUCAGAAGAUCUAAUGAAUGUAAAUGGUGCCAUUACCUGCUUCUUCACAAUGUACUUAAUCCCUAUCAUAUUACACUUUCAAGCAUAUCAUGGAUAGGACUCGUUAAUGCUUAAGCUAAAAAAGAGUAUAUCUAAGCUAGGUGUUAUAGAUGACUCCGAAAUAGCCUUAGAAAGCACUUUGCUAUCCGGUGUCAAAAGUCAAAAAGAGGACAAAUACAAUUUAUUUAUAAACGAGGACGAAGAUUCAGAUGAUGACUAAAACGAAGAUGUUACUUCAUCAAAGCAGAAUCAAUAAAAUCCUAAAUAAAUGAAAUAAACUCUCAAAGAUAAAAAAGAAUUCGAAUAAUAAAAGAAGAAACUGAUUGAAAACCAAUCUAAAAACUUUUCUAUUAUUUUUUACGGGGUAAUUGGUUUGAUUGGUUUAAUAAGUUUAAUAUAUGGUAUUGUUGCAUUAUCAAGGAAGUUCUUUAGCUCAAAUCCCGAUUCCAUAUUAGAUGAUUGA